Molecule: messenger RNA, 435 nt
Organism: Phytophthora sojae
Lineage: Eukaryota; Oomycota; Peronosporomycetes; Peronosporales; Peronosporaceae
Product: Kazal-like serine protease inhibitor domain-containing protein
Exons: 1
Coding region: 1-435 (144 amino acids)
Molecular function (GO): protein binding
Source: RefSeq, a predicted model, not a curated record
AUGAAGUUCGCUAUCGGCCUCCUUCUCGCGGCGGUUGCAGUCACGGCUACGGCCGUUGAGGACAAGUGCUCCUUCGGCUGCCUCGACGUCUACGAGCCUGUGUGCGGCUCCAACGGCGAGACGUACUCCAACGCGUGCUACCUGCGUCUCGCAUCUUGCCAGAGCGACAAGGAGAUCACCCAGUCGUCGGAUGGAGAGUGUGCUUCGACGCCUGCAACAUCGGCGACGCCUUCGCCCAAGACGUCCAGCAGCAAGAGCAACAGCGGAGCUGAGUCGUGCGACUUCGCGUGCUUGGAUGUGUACGACCCCGUGACCGAUGAGAACGGCAACGAGUACUCGAACGAGUGCUACAUGAAGUUGGCGAAGUGCCGUGGCACCAGCGGCGACAACAACAAGCGCAUCGAGAACCCCCGUAUCUCUACGAUGGGUGUUUAA